Mycetomoellerius zeteki is the source of this 1729-nucleotide messenger RNA. RefSeq names its product phosphorylated adaptor for RNA export (gene Phax). Gene Ontology annotation, cellular component: nucleus. The transcript has 4 exons. Gene Ontology annotation, biological process: snRNA export from nucleus. NCBI's taxonomy places the organism in Eukaryota, Metazoa, Arthropoda, Insecta, Hymenoptera, Formicidae. The record is from RefSeq and is a predicted model, not a curated record. Bases 169 to 1365 code for a protein of 398 amino acids.
UUGAUAAAUAUUUGAAGCUUCGUCGGGAUAGAGUUUCUUCUUUUUUUAUUUAAAGAGCAUUAACUUGCGUGGAUGAGUGUAUGCGCGUACUCGUGCGUAUGUGUGUUGUAAAACGUUUUUUAUAAUUAUAAAGAAACAGAGAAAGAUAAAUUUUCCUACUCAAAGAGAAUGGAAGCGGAACCAUUAGAAGAUGGUGAAAUCAUCGAUGAGCCCAGCGAUGUUUUUGAAACUUAUAAAAUUUUACAAAGACCUCACAUAAAGCAGAUACCUGUCACAGACACAUGUACAAAAAUGAGAUACAGUGAUGAAUCUGAUCACUCUGCAGAUUCUGAAAGUGAUUCUGACUCGGAUUCCAUACAGACUAAUGUUAAAAAACCAAAACUUAAAUUGAAAAAGAAUAAGCAUUUGUGGAAGGAUUUGCCAACCAAAAAUGAUAAAUACAAAGUAUGGUGUACUCAAAUGCAGGAAGAAUCUUUGACCGAAGAUUUAACGUCAUGUGGUGUUACUAAAAAGUUGUAUCAAGAACGUAAUGUUGAAAGUUACAAUUUUACUCUACGAUACGCAGAAAAUGGCAGGGAACCUCGUAAUAAUAAUAGUUCUGACGAAGAAAAGGAUAUCGAACGUAGAUUAACUAAUAAAAGAACAAAUUCAGACCGACGUGAUGUAAAAUUUAGAUUAGGAAAAAGGAGAAACUCCAUGGAUAAUCAAAAAGGUUCGGUUAGAAUAAUAGCAGAUUUGUCUACAACUGUGGAUUCAACAGAAGCCGACGUCGCUACUGACAUAACCAAUAAGCUCAGCGAAAGGAAAGAACUUCUCAUAAAACGAGUGGUGGAUAUAAUUGGUAAACAGAAAGCUAUUGAUUUUUUCCAAAAAACAAAGAAGAUCGAAGAAGAUGGUGGAAUGUUAAUAAUGAAUGGAUCUCGUAGAAGGACUGCUGGUGGAGUAUACUUUUGGUUGGUGAAAAAUGACAAACAUAUUCCUCAAGAAAAAAUAAGGGAGAUAUUUUAUUAUGACCAAAAAGAGACCAGCGAACAAAGAAGGAAAACUGGUGAUUCAGGACGACAGAAGAGGGAACAGGAAUUAAUGAGAAGUUUUAAAGAUGGAUCUGAAAAGGAUUUACCAGCUUUAUUAACAAGAGCGGAACUCUCGACGAGACAAAUCGCAGAAGAAGCAAGACUGCGACGUGGCGAAGGCAUGGACAGAAUGCCAGUAGAUUCCGAUCGCACCGUAUCAAAUCCACCACCCAGUCCUGUAACGGAUGAUCCAGAUCAUUCUGAACAUCCAUUGGUACAAAGACAGGUUCAAGAUUAUAACGAUGAUUUUCUCGAUAUUGGAGUGGACAUAGAUAGCAUGGAAGUACUCUAAGAUUACAUACUUGAUCUUGCGUUUGCACAUACCUUAACAAUGAUUUGUACAAAUAAAUGUUUGUAACCCCAAUCGCAUGAAGAAUACAUAUGUGUAUAAUUUGUAUAUAUUUAUCACAUAUAUUCUAUAUCAACCUGAUUUCGUCCAUUGCUGGAUAUCUGCCUCUUUCAAUCUUUUCUAUUCUACAUGGUUUUUGAAAGAAGGGAGUUUGGCAUUAAAGGCGUGUUACCAUGUGUGUUGACGAGUAUGUACAUACAUAUUUCCAUUGAUAUUGAUCUACAACUUUUUUAACGCCGAAUCCAAACAGCAAAGAUACUCUCGGAGGUUUGCCAUUGCUUUUCGAGAAGUGGCAAUCAAAUAAAAU